This is a messenger RNA of Glycine soja, 1237 nucleotides long. RefSeq names its product putative methyltransferase DDB_G0268948. The record is from RefSeq and is a predicted model, not a curated record. Gene Ontology annotation, molecular function: S-adenosylmethionine-dependent methyltransferase activity. The coding region runs from base 172 to 957 and encodes 261 amino acids. The transcript is spliced from 2 exons. Lineage: Eukaryota; Viridiplantae; Streptophyta; Magnoliopsida; Fabales; Fabaceae.
UAGAGAGGAAUCGAAAUUGGUUUUGUAGACCAUGUUCAGGACGCAACGGGGGUGAUGGCAUCAUGGUUAUUACAGAAUAAAUGAUUGAAGAGUGAUGGAAGGUUCUUGCUUUUGUUUGUAUAUAUACAUACUAUUAUUGCUAGGAAAUUGAAGACCUAAGAUACAAUAGAGAUGGCAAAGCUAUUUUUGAAACAGGCAAAGCAAUACGCAGAUGCAAGACCAAGCUAUCCUCCACAACUCUUCCAAUUCAUUGCUUCCAAGACUCCCUCUCACAACCUCGCUUGGGACGUCGGCACUGGGAGCGGCCAAGCUGCCAAAUCUUUAGCUGCAAUAUACAAGAAUGUGAUAGCCACAGAUGCUAGUGACAAACAACUUGAAUUUGCAGCCAAGCUCCCAAAUGUGAGAUACCAACACACCCCUUCAACCAUGUCGACGGCCGAGCUUGAACAAAUGGUGGCAUCUAAGGGAACCAUAGACCUUGUGACCAUAGCACAAGCCCUGCAUUGGUUUGACCGCCCAACCUUCUACGAACAAGUGAAGUGGGUUCUCAAGAAACCUCAUGGAAUCAUUGCUGCUUGGUGUUACUAUUUGCCAAGAGUUAGUGAUGCAUUUGACACUGUCUUUGACCAAUUCUAUUCCACUAAUGUAAGCCCUUAUUGGGACCCAGCUCGUAAAUGGGUUGAUGACAAUUAUAGAAGCAUUGAUUUUCCAUUUGAGCCCGUGGAUGGAGCUGAUCACACAGGACCCUUUGAGUUUGUGACGGAAACAAUGAUGGAUUUGGAUGAUUUCUUGACCUACAUAAGAUCAUGGUCAGCAUAUCAGACGGCUAAGGAGAAAGGAGUGGAGCUUCUCGCGGAGGAUGUGGUUGAAAAAUUCAAGCUUGCUUGGGGUGAAGAUGCUAAAAAAGUUGUCAAGUUUCCAAUUUAUUUGAGAAUUGGAAGAACAGGGGAUUCCUAAAGACAUAUGCAAAUGGUUGCUUUUACUGUGUGGGAGAUGUGACGAGUACCAACUUUUAUGAGUUUAUCCAUUGAUUGAAUAAUGUAAUUUUAUUGAAUUGCGUUCAUGUUAAGUCAAAAGCUUUUAAAUUCGAAGGGUACAAUUCCUACUUAUCUGGAAAGAGUUGAGCCUUAGUUUGCUAUGUUAAUUUUGUAAUUUGGUAUUGAUAAAUUUUGUUGUGUGUGUCAACCAAAUUUUGAUAGAAAAGUACUUGUAGUAAAUACUUGAUAAUUUAUUUUAA